GGCCAUAGUUCAGAAUAGUUGUGGCGAUGCGUUAUUUAUUUAACUUUUUUUCUGUGUUAUCUAUCUUCUAUUACGUUACAUAUUUGAUCUCUUACGAGUACUAAUUUUGUGAUUUCUCAUAGUAACUAAUGAGAACUGACGCAGCAAUGUUGUUUAUAGUGUUAACAACUGUGUUAUUUCUAUACGUUGUAGUAAUGUGUUUGUACCAUAACUAUAGCAGACGAGGUAGACUGAGGGCUAGAAUACCUGGUCCAAGAUAUUGGCCGAUUAUGGGAAAUUCGAUGAAUGUCAUUCUUCCACAAGAUAAAUUAUUCAUCUAUUUGAGAACAUUGAACAAAAAAUACGGAGACGUCGUUGGAUUUGGUGCAUUGGACAUUGUCGCUAUUAACAUCUAUAACCCUAAUGAUAUUGAGAAAAUCCUCUCGUCUACUAAAUAUAUCGAGAAGCAACAACCGUACACUUUCUUGAGAGGAUGGCUGGGUGAAGGAUUGCUCACUAGUUACGGUAAAAAAUGGCAACGCAGGAGAAAACUGCUCACUCCAGCAUUUCACUUCAAUAUCCUGCGGAGAUUCUUUCGUACCUUCGAGGAGGAGACAGAGGAACUCCUCAAAAAGGUCGAGGCAGAAGUGAGCAACGAAAGGACAGACAUCGGGAAACUUAUCAGUAACAUGACGCUCAAAGCAGUGUGUAAAACAGCAAUGGGAACCUCAAUGAAUGAAGGCAUACAGGCGUUGUCUGCAAAAUAUUUCGAUGCAAUACAAAACCUUGGAGCCAUUUUAGUCCGACGAAUUUGCACACUAUGGCUAUUCGUAGAUUUCACUUACCAGUUCACCUCAUACGCCCGCAAAGAGCAAAAGAUUCUAAAAGAUCUGCAUGGCUUCACGAGGGACGUAAUUCGUCAGAGGAAAACGUAUUUGAAGCAGAAUCCUUCGAUAUUGAACUUGGAUUACGAUGACGAAACCAACAAGAAAGGUCGCCUCGCUAUGUUGGAUUUGUUGAUCCAGAACCAGAACGAAGGGGGUAUUGAUGAUGAAGAGAUUAGGGAAGAAGUCGAUACGUUUAUGUUCAGGGGUCACGACACGACUUCAAUGGCACUAACAUUUUUCAUCAUGAGAUUAGCUGAUGAACCACAAAUACAGGAGAAAAUAUACCAAGAAAUGAAAUCAAUAUUUGGAGAUUCCGACCGGCCCGCCACAAUGGAGGAUAUCAAGGAGAUGAAGUAUUUGGAGUGCUGCAUCAAGGAGUCGCUGAGAAUAUAUCCCAGUGUGCACUACAUAGCAAGAUAUGUGACGGAGGAUGUGGAACUAGGAGGCUACACAGUACCAGCCAAUUCGAUUAUUCAAAUCCAUAUAUAUGAUUUACACCGUCGAGAGGACUUAUACCCUGAACCUGAGCGUUUCGUACCUGAGAGAUUCUCGCCCGAAAACUGCGUCAACCGACACCCCUACGCCUACAUACCUUUUAGUGCUGGGCCAAGGAACUGCAUAGGUCAAAAAUUCGCCAUGCUAGAGAUGAAGACUUUAGUGUCCAGUAUAUUGCGGAAGUAUCGCUUGGAGCCCGUCACUAGGCACAAAGACAUCGUGUUCGUCAGUGAGCUCGUGCUGCGCUCUAGAGACCCUAUCUAUGUCAAAUUUUGUUCAAGAUAAAUAACUAAUGCUACUUAUACUAAUUAUUACUAUUUACAAUUUAUCUAUACUUAUAAUAAAUCUAUAGAGAAGUCAAUUCUGUACAUGAAAUAUAUUUCUAAAAUAACUAUCA
Messenger RNA from Bicyclus anynana (squinting bush brown), 1758 nucleotides. RefSeq names its product cytochrome P450 4c3. The coding region runs from base 129 to 1646 and encodes 505 amino acids. Gene Ontology annotation, molecular function: monooxygenase activity; iron ion binding; heme binding. The record is from RefSeq and is a predicted model, not a curated record. The transcript has 9 exons. Lineage: Eukaryota; Metazoa; Arthropoda; Insecta; Lepidoptera; Nymphalidae.